Messenger RNA from Ictalurus punctatus (channel catfish), 4596 nucleotides. It is a transcript of the gene brpf3a, whose product is annotated as bromodomain and PHD finger containing, 3a. Gene Ontology annotation, biological process: regulation of transcription by RNA polymerase II. Gene Ontology annotation, molecular function: protein binding. Lineage: Eukaryota; Metazoa; Chordata; Actinopteri; Siluriformes; Ictaluridae. The transcript is spliced from 13 exons. The record is from RefSeq and is a predicted model, not a curated record. The coding region runs from base 472 to 3978 and encodes 1168 amino acids. Gene Ontology annotation, cellular component: MOZ/MORF histone acetyltransferase complex.
AUUUGUUUAGUUUUUUCCACUCAAAACUUAGUCUGCAGCUAGGAGUUUGUUCAACUCACUUCGUGAAACGGGCCUCGGUGAUAGUUGUUGUUUUUUUGCACGCGCUCACACCUCGUUGGCUACUGGAAGAUGUGACGUCAUGUACAGUCUGGGUAGACCCAAUCACAAGACGAGUCUCAUCUGGAGAGCUGUGUUUUAUUUCUAAGGGGCGUAUUUUUCGAGUUCGUUUCAUUACAAACCAACGUUCGUUGUAACCCGGACGCUGAGUUGUAAUGUCAGGUGUAUAUUUGGAAAAUAAAUAUAUACUGUUAAGAUGAUAAUACUGCAUAAAUGGUCCAAAAGUGGUAUUUAGGAACGUUUUUUUUUCUUUGUCAGUGGAUGGAUAGAGGACGCUACAGAAGACGAGGCUGUCUACAUGAAUAUAACCAGUGCUGUACUCAAUGACCAAUAAACAGAAUAAAAAUUUUUAAAAUGAAGAAGCUAAGGAGACGAAGUUGUCAAAUUGCAUUCGGCAGAAGACGGAGCAGUUCCUCCAACCAUACAGAUCAGGAUAUUCUUCUCCGCUCUCCCUCCCCAUGUAGGCUUAAUUUCUCCUUGUCCAGAGACACACUCACAUAUGCCCAGUCUCAGAAAAUGUUGGAGGUAGAACUUGAGGGAAGAGUUCAUCAGAUUAAUGUUUCUGACCCACUCAAAGUCAUCACAGAGGAUGAGAUGCUGGCGCAGGACCUGGCAGAGUGCAACAGCAACAAAGAGAACAGCGAGCAGAUUGCAAGCUAUGCUCAGCGGGACCACACAGUCUCAUCAUAUAAGGACAGGAGGAAAGAAAACAAACAUGGUGGCAGAAGUAGACAUUCUGGUGGCCACCACUACACCCACAACCAUUUGAGCUCAAGUUAUCACACUCAGUUAGUGAGCUCUCUACCUAAGCCCACCUUCCACUGGGUGGACACCUACGCACCAUCAGAGGCUCGUCCUCUUCCUGUGGCCUACUACCGUUAUGUGGAGAAGUCCAAUGAGGAGCUGGAGAUGGAGACGGAGUAUGACAUGGAUGAGGAAGACAUGGCUUGGCUGGAGAUUGUCAAUCAGAAACGUGUAUCAGAUGGGCAUGCCUCAGUCUCUCCUGACACAUUUGAGUUACUGAUUGACAGGUUGGAGAGGGAAUCUAUUCUGGAGUCCCGGAGCCAAGUCUUGUCCCAGAGCGCCAUUGAUGAAGAUGCUUUCUGCUGUGUGUGCCUGGAUGACGAGUGCCUUAACAGCAAUGUCAUCUUGUUUUGUGACAUCUGCAACUUGGCUGUGCACCAAGAGUGUUAUGGUGUUCCCUACAUACCUGAAGGCCAGUGGUUAUGCCGCUGCUGCCUGCAGUCCCCUUCUCGGCCUGUGGACUGUGUCCUUUGCCCAAAUAGAGGAGGUGCUUUUAAACAGGCCAGCGAUGGCCGCUGGGCCCACGUAGUUUGUGCUAUCUGGAUCCCUGAAGUUUGCUUUGCUAACACAGUAUUCCUAGAGCCUGUAGAAGGAGUGAAUAACAUUCCCCCUGCAAGAUGGAAACUCACUUGCUACCUGUGCAAACAGAGAGGGAGGGGGGCAUCCAUUCAGUGCCAUAAGGCCAACUGUUACCGAGCAUUUCAUGUCACCUGCGCUCAACGGGCUGGGCUCUUCAUGAAGAUUGACCCAGUCUGUGAGACUGGCACUAACACCACAUUCACUGUGAAGAAGACUGCCUUCUGUGGGAACCAUUCUCCUUUUGGAGCACAAAUGGGGUACAGUGAAGUGGCUGGAGGCUUUGUAGGGGGUAGGGGUCAAAGGUCAUACACUCUAGGACCUGCAGUUCAGCAAAAUCAGCAUGGGAGCAAAAAGGGUUCGGUCGCACAGCAACAAAAGAAGACAAGAAAGAAUGCAAAUGGAGUGUCACGCAAGUCAGCAGUGCCUCUACUCCUUGUGCCCCAAAUCCCUUCCUACAGGCUUAAUAAGAUUUGCACAGGCAUGCCAGUACAGAGGAAGAACCAGUUCAUGCAGAGGCUUCAUAAUUAUUGGCUGCUAAAACGCCAUUCCCGCAAUGGAGUUCCACUCAUCCGUCAGCUCCACUCACACCUACAAGUUCAGAUGAAUAAAAAGCCGGAUGCCAAGGUGCAGGCAUUGAGGUUGGAGCUAAAAUACUGGCAGAAGCAGCGGCAACACCUAGAGAAAGCUCGACUCUUGAUCGAGCUCAUCCACAAGAGAGAGAGGCUCAAACGUGAACAGCUAAAACUGCAGCAGAUGAGUUUGGAACUCCAGCUUACUCCAGCCUUAGUACUGCUGCGCUCCACACUGGAGCAACUGCAAGAGAAGGACACUGCUUGCGUCUUCAUUUCACCUGUCAAUCUGUCUGAGGUUCCAGAUUAUCUGGAGUUUGUUGCUGAGCCCAUGGACUUCUCUACCAUGCGUGAGAAGCUGGAGGCACAUAAGUACUGCUCUGUGGCAGAUCUGGAAGCUGACUUCAACUUAAUGGUGUCUAACUGCCUGAGGUACAAUUCCAGUGACACAGUGUUCCACAAAGCUGCCAUGCAGCUCAAGGAGGUGGGUGGUGUCAUCUUGCGGCAUGCCCAGCGCCAGGCUCUUAGCACAGGCUUUGAACUUUCUACAGGCAUGCAUCUUCCAGACUCAGCCAGCAAAGUGAAGUCCAACCAAUCCUGUUGGGACAAGGUGGACAUGCUUUUGGACCCUGGAAAUAGAUUCCACAUGUCUCCAGAGACCCACCUGAGACAGCUGCUUGAAACACUGGACAUGGUGACCUCCAUGUGCGCCAGUAGAGGACGCACUAAACGUAUGCGACUGCUGCGCAGGGAAAUCAACAGUAUCCGGGACAAGCUCAGCUGCCACCGGCGAACUUCACGACUGCUCAGUGGUAACAUCAAAAAGGAAGACAAGCAUAAGGAGGAAGGACGGAAUGAAACAAUUAAUUAUGCAACAGCCAUUCCAGGGGACGCCCUACCAAAUGCUCCAGUCUUCUGCCUGGAAACAGGAGGAAGGACCACCCAUGGCCAGAUUUAUAAACGGCAAGGAUGCAGAGGCAGAGGGAGAGGCAGAGGAAAGGUGAAACCUCCCAGUGAGGCUUCUGCCCAUACAGAAGUAAAAGAUGAUACACUCCAUCUGAAGGAACGACACACUCUGGCCAUGUCCUCACAAGAGGAGACUGCUAUCAGAGUUUCCUCUCUGGACAGUUCACCAAUUUUGCCCAAGUUGGGUGUAGGCCGCCGCACAUCCAUACUAUUCAAGAAAGCUAAAAAUGGAGCCAAACUGACCAAAAGCAUGCUGUUUUCACUCCAGAACAGAGUCACUGCUGACCAAACAAGUGAAAAACUGUCAGAUCAUAGAUCUCAGCCAAGCCUCAUUUGCACACCACCGACCCCAAAAUUUCCUUCCAAAGAGAAUGGCUUGACAAAUGGUCUUAAAAAACAGAAGAAUAGAACCCCAGAGUCAGAGAGUUGCUCUACUGCUCAUCAAAACACUAGUUCACCUCCCAAAUUCAGUCAAGGCGACCCAUCUUUAAACAAGGUUCCAGUUGGGGAGGGAGAGAACACAAAGGCUGAUUCAGAGACCAAUCUGGAGCCUCUCAGCUUGGUUUGGGCUAAAUGCAGGGGCUACCCCUCAUAUCCUGCUAUGAUGGUAGAUCCUGACCUGCCCAAAGAACGAAUUCUUCCUAAUGGCAUCGUAGUCCCAGUACCACCGCAGGAAGUGCUGAAAUUGGGUGAGCGCAGACGGAUGGAAACAGAGGACAAGCUAUUCCUUGUGCUGUUCUUUGACACGAAAAGAACUUGGCAAUGGCUACCAAUGGGCAAACUCCAUCCAAUGGGGAUUGAUGACACUGUGGAUAAACUUCACCUGAUGGAAGGCAAGAAACCAACUGUACGGAAGUCUGUACACAUGGCAUAUGAGCGUGCAAUGAAGCACCUCAGCAAUGUGCAUGAAAAGAGGAACUUCAGCCCCCCCUCUUACAUUUAAAGCACUAUACUGUGAUAUAGAACUCAAACUUGUCAUGUUGUGGUUGAAAGCGAAACCUUAGAAAUGUUCAUAGAUAUAUUUUGUGUGUCAGCAUGAUAAUUUAUAUGCUGUGAAUAGAAGUCAGGUGUGUUUUUCUCUUGCAGAGGUCCAAGACCUUUCUGGUACUUAGAUGGGCCCUGUUUUGAGCCAUGUGACCACUAUCAAGAAAAUUAAUAAAUGUACUGACCCAUCUCUAAAAAGUAGAACUAAAAUGACAUACUGGCAAUGCCUGUCAUUGGUUAUGUUUAGGCCUACAUGCUGCCUAAUAAUCUGUUAACAAUCUGACUAAUGGCUCAAUUCGAAUAAGAAACAUUCAUGUGUACAAUUCCUUGCAAAUAGAGUAAACUGAUUCAGGCCAGUGUCUGUGUUUGAGUCACACUUCCUGGUGGAAUAAAUACGUCCUAUGGAAAAAACAGUUCUUGUUACACAUUGUAAGUCUGAGAUGUGAAUGUGAUGGUGUGAUAGCUAUUAAACUUGAGGCAGAUGUGGACGUGGAUUACCUCAGUAAAGUUCAGCAUUUAAUAUUAGCCAGGAAUUCAGAAAGGAUGCAGAAUGUACAUAUUAUUAAAAAAAAGAAGG